This is a messenger RNA of Gongylonema pulchrum, 264 nucleotides long. NCBI's taxonomy places the organism in Eukaryota, Metazoa, Nematoda, Chromadorea, Rhabditida, Gongylonematidae. The record is from the annotation of a GenBank genome assembly.
AUGGAUAGUGUGGAAUUUUCGCUGGAAUGUUGCUGGCUACUGGAUGCAUACGGGGCUGGUAUAAUUCGAAAAUUGAAGCGAAAAUCCCAGGGACACCGUCUGCGGCAAGCGAUUUUGAACGAAUUUCGUGACAUCUCAAAUGGUGUGAAAAUUUUCACGAAACCUCCAUCACCGUCACGUCAACGACGCCUCCGAUCACGCUCCGAAGCAGUUCUUCCAGUUGCCGGUGGCAGCAAAUUGCAGCAGCAAGCGGAUCCAAGGAAU